UCCAUCACAUCCACUGUUCCUCCACACACUCAGCUGGACCUUCCUUCUCAGAAGAAGCGCUGCGUUUAUCCACAAGGAACAAACUCUCGCAGGAUCGGGAACCUUUCUCUCUCUCUCCUUUUUUUUUAUUUAAAAAAAAAUAUAUAUAUAUAUAUAUUUUGUAACAUUCCUCUCUAACCCUCCUGCGGCCGAUAUCCGGGUCCCCCGAUGGCUCUGCGCGCGGCGCUGCUCUGCUCUCUGCUCGGGUUUCUCCUCGGACAAGGAGAAAUACACACCACAGUGGACGACUGCUGUAAAAACGGCCAGAAGCAUGCGAACGAUAACAAUGACUGUGCAUCCCUCCCCCUCAUUUCCUCUUCAAUGACUUGCAGGAUAGCGCAGGAGCAGUGCUGCGUGUCAGUGCUGGAGGACAACAUGUGUUCCACCGGCAUCAACGUGGCAAAAGACCAGGGAGUCUGCGAUUCUCUGCUUGCCGGCACCUGCGAGACCAAGACAACAAAGAUGUGCUGCGACUGUUGUCUUCUGGGGAAGGAAGCUCAGGACCUGAACAUACCCUGCGACCACAACCUGUCAGUGGGCUACCAGUGCAGCCUGGUGUCCCGGGCCUGCUGCAUGGACGGAGCCUCAGACAACCAGACAGCAGCACUGGGACAGACUGAAUUACCCAACCAGGAUGGCAGCGCUGGCGUAGCAGUGGGAGUUGAUCCAUGCAAAGGGAAGUGUGACCACGUCUGUGUCGGGAAUGACUCCUGCGCCUGCAUGAAAGGCUAUAAACUCAAACCGGACGGGAAGAGCUGUGAAGACAUCAACGAGUGCCUGCUGGGAUCCAGCAACUGUCGCGGGGGAGAGCGUUGCAUCAACACCGAGGGUUCGUUCCGCUGCAUGAGAGAGGUCAGCUGCGGGACCGGCUACGAGCUCACCGAAAACAACGACUGCAAAGACAUAGAUGAGUGUGAGACGGGCAUCCACAACUGCGGUGAACAGUUCACGUGUCAAAACACGCAGGGGUCGUUCCGCUGCGCCCCAAAGAACACCUGCGGCUCGGGCUUCAUCCAGGACGCGCUCGGAAGCUGCAUCGAUAUCAAUGAAUGUGUCGCCCAGUCGAGUCCGUGCCACCGAGGGCAGAUCUGCGUGAACACGGUCGGCUCCUACGCCUGCCAGAGGAACUCUGUGAACUGCGGUCGGGGAUACCGCCUCAAUGAAGAGGGCACGCGCUGCGUCGAUAUCGACGAGUGCAAAGGAGCCGAGCAGGUCUGCUCAGGCCACGCUUGCAUCAACCAGCUGGGAUCGUACCGCUGCGAGUGUGAAACCGGGUACAACUUUAACAGCAUCAACCGACUCUGUGAAGACAUUAAUGAGUGCAGGCACUACCCUGGACGACUAUGCGGCCACAAAUGCGAUAACAUCCCUGGGUCCUACAAGUGUAGUUGCACCACUGGCUUCCAACUGGCUAAGGAUGGCCGGAACUGCGAUGAUGUGAAUGAGUGUGAGAGCAACCCGUGCAGCCAGGAGUGUGCCAACGUGUAUGGCUCCUACCAGUGUUACUGUCGCCGCGGCUACCAGCUCAAUGACAUCGACGCCAUGACUUGUGAAGAUAUUGAUGAAUGCGCCCUUCCCACUGGCGGCCAUAUUUGUUCCUAUCGCUGCCACAAUACGCCGGGAAGCUUCCACUGCUCCUGCCCUGCCAACGGCUACACGUUAGCAGUGAACGGGCGCAGCUGCCAGGACGUUGACGAAUGUGUAACAGGAAGACACACAUGCACGGAAAAUGAGAGCUGCUUCAACAUCCAGGGCGGGUACAGGUGCCUGUCCUUUGACUGUCCCAAAAACUACAGGCGUGUCGGACAGACUCGAUGCGAACGCUUGCUUUGCAACGACUCUGUCGAUUGCCCGAUCUUGCCCCUGAGAAUAACCUACUACUACCUCACGUUCCCCACCGACAUUCCCGUCUUCACCAAUAUCUUCCGCAUGGGCCCCUCCCACAUGAUGCCUGGUGAUGACAUUGAGGUGGCGCUCACCACCGGCAACGAGGGGGGGUUCUUCAAGGCCGAGCGCACGCCCUCCGGCGGCGUGAUGUCAGUGGCAAGGCUCAUCGACAAGCCCCAGGACUUCCAGCUGGACUUGGAGCUGAGGCUGCGCCGCUCCGGCACGGUCUCCAUUUACCUGGCUAAGGUUCUGGUGUUUGUCACCCAGGAAGAGCCCAGAGUACCAUACAACCCCUUCCAGGAGUAAACACAAGACUUGUUGAGGAUUAAACACAGUAGUUAACCAUUAGGAGAGGAAUGUUUCACAUAAUAUUGAUAAUACGAUGUAGACGUAUAUUCUUCAAGAUACAGGCAGACUCUACAAUUAUUGGCACUCCUAUAGGAACAAGGUGUAAAAAGUCUUAAAUAAAUUCAUAUCAGACUGUAUCUCACAGAAUAUUUUGUUAUUGCUUGUUUAUACUUACAGCCAGGUCUGUCACAAUAACAAAUCUUUCAGGAACAAUACAUUUUCCCAGAAGCUAUACUGUGAUGAACAAUAAUAAUUGUUGUUUUGAGGCCAUUUUCACAUGUUAUAACAAAAGCGGCGUAGAAGAUCAAUAAACCUUAUUGAACAUUUAACACUGGGACUGGAAGACACUUUAAAUUUCCAAAAUAAAUGAACAGAACACCAGAAACAAAACGUAAAAUUAAUUUAUGACGUCUAUGAAACAAAACUGUCGCUUAAAAAAGGGAUGGUUGAGAACAAUGAACCAAACUUUUGUGAUCCAGUUUUUUGGCAGAAAGAGAGUUUUAAAAAAAAGAGGAGGAUAAAUUGUGCAAAAUGAAAAUUAUUGAGCUCGCUUUAAUUUGUCAUGUGAUUAAUUGAUUUAUUGCUCAUUAUGACAGACCUGCCUCCCUCUCCAGCCUCCAGAAACUACCAUAUUUUUCCUCUCUUUCUCGUCGUAUAAUGGUAUUUUCUCCCACAUUUCCCGUUUUAUAUCAUAUGUAGACUCCAAUGGCGAAACAUUUUCCAUAUUUUCAAAUCCAAAACUUGGCAGGAAUGAGGCCUCUAGUGUGAGAAAUUGAUUAGAAUCAUGAAAGAAGGACAAGACGAAAUCCUAGAGAGUGUUUUAGAGCAUACAACGUAGGAUUAAAUCUUAAAUGAAUAUUAGGUGGUUGCUACAUGUGCUAACUUCCUGUAAGCCACUGGAAAUCAGAGCUCUUCCCGUUAAGCUUUGUGCCGUCAUCGCAUCCGACUUUGGCUGGUGGAACGCCACCUCUCCUCGUUCACAUAAGCAUUUUAGUGGAGUUGUUAGUGGUGCCAAUAAUUGCAGUGUUUUUAUUGCCUAUUAAACAAAUUAUUGUUUUAGUGUCUAAAUGUACUCAAUGCAAAGUUUGAACAUUUUUGAUGCAACAUUAUGCUAUUGCAGUCAUAAAACUUUUCAGACAUUUUUAUGAGAAUAACCAAUAAAACAUGGAUGACAUGUUACAUAUUAAACACUUUAAAUCCAAGUAAAAAAAAAAUCACUUAGUUA
Poeciliopsis prolifica (blackstripe livebearer) is the source of this 3499-nucleotide messenger RNA. RefSeq names its product fibulin 1 (gene fbln1). Gene Ontology annotation, molecular function: peptidase activator activity; calcium ion binding. The record is from RefSeq and is a predicted model, not a curated record. The transcript is spliced from 15 exons. Gene Ontology annotation, cellular component: extracellular region. Bases 208 to 2232 code for a protein of 674 amino acids. Gene Ontology annotation, biological process: extracellular matrix organization. NCBI's taxonomy places the organism in Eukaryota, Metazoa, Chordata, Actinopteri, Cyprinodontiformes, Poeciliidae.